This is a messenger RNA of Chionomys nivalis (European snow vole), 942 nucleotides long. Its product is annotated as olfactory receptor 4K1-like. Gene Ontology annotation, biological process: G protein-coupled receptor signaling pathway. Gene Ontology annotation, cellular component: membrane. Lineage: Eukaryota; Metazoa; Chordata; Mammalia; Rodentia; Cricetidae. The record is from RefSeq and is a predicted model, not a curated record. Gene Ontology annotation, molecular function: G protein-coupled receptor activity; olfactory receptor activity. The transcript is spliced from 2 exons. The coding region runs from base 4 to 942 and encodes 312 amino acids.
UAAAUGGAAGAACUCAACCAGUCUGAAGUAUCUGAAUUCAUUAUUCUUGGGCUUUGUAACUCUUGGGAGCUCCAGGCCGUCUUCUUAGUGAUAUUUUCCUCACUUUAUUUAAUCACCAUUUUGGGCAACAUAUUUAUUGUAGUCAUAAUCAUCAUUGACCUUCAUCUUCACUCUCCUAUGUAUUUCUUGUUGGCCAAUCUCUCAUUCAUUGACUUUUGCCUUUCUUCAGUCACUACACCUAAGAUGAUCACAGACUUCCUCAAGGAAAAAAAGACUAUCUCCUUUGGAGGGUGCAUGUGUCAAAUUUUCUUUGGACACUUCUUUGGAGGGGGCGAGAUGGUACUGCUUGUGUCAAUGGCCUAUGACCGUUAUGUGGCCAUCUGUAAGCCACUCCAUUACACCACUAUUAUGAACAGACAUACGUGCAUUGGAUUAGUGAUGUCAUCAUGGAUCAUUGGCUUUGUGCAUUCAAUAAGCCAAUUGGUUAUAAUCAUAAAUCUGCCCUUCUGUGGAUCACGGGAAUUGGAUAGUUUUUUCUGUGAUAUUCCAUUGGUCAUCAAGUUAGCUUGCAUGGACACCUAUGUUUUAGAAAUUUUGAUAAAUGCUGACAGUGGGGUGCUAGCAACCAUAUGCUUCAUUCUGUUGCUGAUCUCCUAUUCUCAUAUUCUGAUUACUGUCUGCCUUCACUCGAAGGAUGGGGCAUCCAAAGCUCUCUCUACUUGUACUGCUCAUAUCACUGUGGUCAUAUUAUUUUUUGGGCCCUGCAUCUUCAUCUACCUGUGGCCAGUCAGCAUACCUUGGGUGGACAAGUUUCUUGCAGUGUUUUAUGCUGUCAUUACACCUCUCCUCAACCCAGCCAUUUAUACUUUAAGAAACAAAGAGAUUAGAAAUGCCAUGAAGAGAUUUCUGGGGAAGAAUAUAGUCUUAUUGGGAAACAGUUGA